Gilbertella persicaria is the source of this 1062-nucleotide messenger RNA. RefSeq names its product Phosphotyrosyl phosphatase activator. NCBI's taxonomy places the organism in Eukaryota, Fungi, Mucoromycota, Mucoromycetes, Mucorales, Choanephoraceae. The transcript is spliced from 5 exons. The record is from RefSeq and is a predicted model, not a curated record. The coding region runs from base 1 to 1062 and encodes 353 amino acids. Gene Ontology annotation, cellular component: cytoplasm; nucleus; protein phosphatase type 2A complex. Gene Ontology annotation, biological process: mitotic spindle organization. Gene Ontology annotation, molecular function: peptidyl-prolyl cis-trans isomerase activity; protein tyrosine phosphatase activator activity.
AUGACCUACAUUGUUCCUACUAGACGUAUUAUUACUAAGCAAGAUCUCGAUGAGUUUUUGAGUUCACAAGCAUACCAAGACUACAUGGGCUAUAUUGAACGACUCAAUGAAUCUGUCAAGAACCUCAAGAUUGAUGAUCAAGUACUCAUCUCUCAAAAUACACAAAAAAUACUUGAUAUUUUGGAGAUCCUGUUGAAUUGGGUCAAGGAAAUUCCUCCUGUUGAAAAUGAAAAAUCGCGUUUUGGUAACCCUGCUUUUAGAACCUUUUAUGAUAAAGUCAAAGAUAGCAUUCCCGAGUUAUUUAAAGAUUUAGUGCCUGAAGAGGCUAUUCAAGAAGUGGGAAGAUAUUUCUAUGAAAGUUUUGGUAAUCAGAAGCGUAUUGAUUAUGGUACAGGACAUGAAGCUAAUUUCAUUGCUUGGUUACUAUGUUUGGAGAAACUCAAAUUGUUGACAGAGAAUGAUGAUAAAGCUGUUGUGCUUCGUAUCUUUGUCAAAUACAUUAAGCUCAUGAGACAGCUUCAAUUCCAUUAUUGGCUUGAACCUGCUGGUUCGCAUGGUGUAUGGGGUUUAGACGACUAUCAUUUCUUGCCAUUCUUGUUUGGGUCUGCACAACUCUAUGAUCAUAAAUAUAUCAAGCCAAAAUCAAUUCAUGAUGAGGAUGUGGUUGAACAAUUCUCUUCUUCUUACAUGUAUCUUGCCUGUAUUCAGUUUAUUAAUUCAGUCAAAACAACAGCCUCUUUACGUUGGCACUCACCCAUGUUGGACGAUAUCUCAGCAUGCAAGACAUGGAUCAAAGUCAAUCAAGGCAUGAUCAAAAUGUAUAAAGCAGAAGUCAUGUCAAAAUUACCUAUCAUGCAACAUUUUAUGUUUGGCAGUUUGAUUCAUUUUGAAGGAGGACAUGCAGAAUCCGAAGAAAUGGAAAGUGAUUGUGGACAUCAUCAUCCAAAAGAAGUGUUUGCAUUAGGACAAGAACAUCCUGAUUGUUGUGGUAUUCCUGUACCUAGUGCUAUUGCUGCUGCUGCUGCCAUUAAUAAUAAACCUCGUCCACUUCCUUUUGAUUAG